CGGGUGGAAUAAAAGAAGAGGAAAUUGACCGAUUGAUGCUCUCUCAGCCUUUCUGAGAGAGAAAGAGAGAGAGAUGACUCGGGGAAAGCAGAAGAUCGAAGCGCAGAGGAAAAAUGCGGAGAGGAAUCAGAAGCCCAAAGGCUCUCAGUUUGAGGCCAGAGCCGUUGCUCUCAAAAUCAGCUGUCCCAUCUGCAAGGCGCAACUUGCAAAUGCAAAGCAACUUGCUGAUCACUAUGCUUCUAAACAUCCCAGAGAACAGCCACCAGCCGAACCAGAAUGAUCCCUUUCCCAUCUGAAGAAUGCUAAGAAAGAAGUAAAAUAUCCUUGGUUAUGCUGUUAUAGAACGAUGUAUUUCAAUAAAUUUGUUAUACAUUGACUUUUAUGAAAUCACUCAAGCUUCCUUCCCCUAUUUCUGAACCGUUGUAUGACUAUGAAGGAUGAUUAAGACCAUUCAAUGGGCUGUGUGAAAUGAUAGCUCACCUCUUUGUGAUCUAUUUGUUUUUAGAUGAGCC
Fragaria vesca subsp. vesca is the source of this 512-nucleotide messenger RNA. RefSeq names its product zinc finger protein 706-like. NCBI's taxonomy places the organism in Eukaryota, Viridiplantae, Streptophyta, Magnoliopsida, Rosales, Rosaceae. Bases 74 to 280 code for a protein of 68 amino acids. The record is from RefSeq and is a predicted model, not a curated record. The transcript has 2 exons.